AUGGCAACUGCAGUUGGCAUUAUAAACAAAAAUGUUAAAACCAAAGUUGCGGUUAAAACGUUAAAAAAUCAUCUUAAAAAAGAAGAUGUAUUGGAUUUAAAGUCGGAAAUCGAUUUCAUGAAAAAAAUGGGGCAUCAUAAUAAUAUCACUACUAUAUUGGGAAGUUACGAACUAGGCGGAUCACCGUAUGCGAUUAUAGAAUUCGCUUCCAAAGGAAACAUUUUGAAUUUUUUGAAUUCAAUGAACCCACGAGCUUCUAUUAAGGAUUUACUAUCUUACGCCAAUCAAGUGGCACAAGGGAUGGAGUAUUUGCACGACAAAAAUCUUAUCCAUAGAGACUUGGCAGGGAGGAACAUUUUAGUAUACGAAGAAAAUAAUAAGUUUAUUAUUAAAAUUGCGGACUUUGGCCUAGCAAGGGAUAUUGGAAAGUAUGGUUACUAUAAAGAAAAUCGGUUUAGUUUAAAUCCACUUGGGUUGGCGCCUGAAUCAGUUAAAGGCGGUAUAUUCACAUUCAAAACCGACGUUUGGUCUUUUGGAUUGCUUCUAUGGGAGUUGUUCACAUAUGGAAAGAUACCUGAUUAUAUUCCUCUCAGCCAAUUAUUGGCAGGAAAGCGAUUGGACCAACCACCUGCCUGUUCUGCCAUAAUUUACAUGAUUAUGUUAAGAUGUUGGGAUAUUAUCCCGGAAAAUAGACCGACAUUCCAAGAACUGGUGAAGUGGAUCGAACAGAUAAUGUCGUCCAGCCUAGAAUAUUUGAAACUAGGUAUGGGCGGUAUGGCGAACACGAUGUCCUACAUCCGAGAGUAG
This is a messenger RNA of Macrosiphum euphorbiae (potato aphid), 807 nucleotides long. The record is from the annotation of a GenBank genome assembly. NCBI's taxonomy places the organism in Eukaryota, Metazoa, Arthropoda, Insecta, Hemiptera, Aphididae.